AUGCUAAGGUCAACCGGUUCUGAAGGUUUUCGAAACCUUGAUACUGUGCGGAACGAGGAACGACCAGAAGUAUCAAGUUGGAGGGUGACACUGAGAUGCUUCAAAUAUCCACCUUGCAACCCAAGGAGAAAAGGUUGUACCAUCAAUUGUACGAAGAAAUAAAGUGACGGUUUAGUGGAAGUUUCCAAGAUAUAGUGUGCAAUUAGUGGGCUUUUAGUUUCACGUUGUCAAGAAAAUGUGGAAAUUCAUUCCCAAAGGGAUCAGGGACACCCUCGAGAGGGGUUUGAACAUACACAGAAAAUCUGACACGAGGGUGGCACGCAACAAAAAAACUUUAAACUGCUACAUCUUAGAAGGCUUGAAAGGUAUUACUUGUGGAAGCUCAGGAUGUGACCAGUCGAAAAAACAAGGUUCAUACUGUAACGAAAAAAAUUGGUUCACCGCAUUCAGUUGUAGUAGUGCAUUAGCCCUUGGUUGGGUCCUGUCACAACCCUGUAUCUGGAAAAGAAGGCUAUACAAUGACAAGCCGACUAUAUUGAAAAAAUUAAAUUUGGCAGAGCAAUUGGCAGUUGUAGCAUUUCUGCAGCCGAACAAUGGGAAGGAAGCUCUAGCGAAUUGUGUUCACUCGGAUUCUGUCAUUUAUGGUCCAAAAACUGCUGAAGAGGCUUUCCAAGAAGGGAUUGAAGAAUUUUCAAAUGUCCACAACACAAUAUGGGCUGAAAUAGAGAAUGCAAAAGGCAUGGCUUGUAUAGCCAGUAAAGAUAACAAUGAAGCGUUCAAACAUUUUAUGCAUUCUUCGAAACUAGGUUACCCACCUGCUGAAUAUAACAUCGCUCUAUGCUAUGAGCGCGGUAUUGGUAUUAAACAAGAUUUUGCAAAGGCCGCUAAGUGGUAUGAAAAAGCAGCGUCAAAUGGCCAUACAACGGCUAUGUACAAUUUAGGAGUUUUUUAUGCUCAUGGUUGGGGUGGGCUAGAAGAAAGCAGGGAAAAGGCUAAGAACCUUUUCAUUCAAGCUGCAGAAAAAGGCGAACCGCACGCAACAGCAGCACUAGGCCGACAAGACAAAGUUGACAACAAAUUGACUGAAUCUCCUCCAAAAUUAGAAGAAGGGCAUGUAUCACAUAAAAUGGACAAUGACAGUGGCAUCAAUGUUGACUUGAGUAACGAUAUUGACAAUUUAUUGAAUUUAUCAAGUAUCAAUUUGAAAGAUGAUUGUAAAUCAGUGCAAUCUGGGUUGCUUCAUCGUUUGUACAAAGUGUCUUCAAAUUUUGGAACGCCUGAUGCUAAAUCUAUUAUGCAUACAUAUGAGUUUCUACAACUUAUUGACGGCAAAAACAUGUAAUACAAACAGCCGCCAAAGGAAAGGAAGUCAUGAGUUUUGUUUUACAAUUUUACCAUACCUUGUAGUACUUAUGUAAAUAGAUACUACCUAGUUGUAUAGGUUUAAAAUCAAUGAUUAUUGUUUGUACUUAAAUACCUGUUGUUUUUUUUGUUUUUUUUUUGUACAAUUUGCAUAUUUGUGAUUUUAUUUUUACCGUAUGUGCAA
Molecule: messenger RNA, 1546 nt
Organism: Cimex lectularius (bed bug)
Lineage: Eukaryota; Metazoa; Arthropoda; Insecta; Hemiptera; Cimicidae
Exons: 7
Coding region: 236-1342 (368 amino acids)
Molecular function (GO): protein binding
Source: RefSeq, a predicted model, not a curated record